This is a messenger RNA of Miscanthus lutarioriparius, 1320 nucleotides long. Lineage: Eukaryota; Viridiplantae; Streptophyta; Magnoliopsida; Poales; Poaceae. The record is from the annotation of a GenBank genome assembly.
AUGACCACGCGCCCCUCCGUGCUCACGCUCCUCCUCCUACUCGCCGUCCAGCUCCCUCCCGCCGCCGCCGCCAAGCACCGCCACGCGUCCGAAUCCGCCCCAGCACCACCCGCCUCCUACCUCCUCGUAUCGUGGGCAAGCAACCUCACGCUCCUGGGCUCCGCCUCCCUCCACCCGGGCGCCACAGCCGUCUCGCUCACCACCCCGUCCCGUGACGGCGUCGGUGCCGGGCGCGCCCUCUUCUCGGAGCCCGUCCGCCUCUUCGUCCCCUCCUCCUCCGCAGCCGCCUCCUUCUCUACCCGCUUCACCUUCCGCAUCACGCCCGCGCCCACCUACGGUGACGGCCUCGCCUUCCUCCUAACCUCUUCCCGGACUUUCCUCGGCGCCUCCAACGGGUUCCUCGGCCUCUUCCCCUCCUCCUCCGCCUCGGACGAGGGCGAGGCCGACCUCCGCGGCGUCAUCACCGUAGCCGUCGAGUUCGACACCCACCGCGACGUGGCGCUGCGUGACCCGGACGGCAACCACGUCGCGCUCGACGCGGGUUCCAUCUUCUCCGUCGCGUCCGCGAGCCCCGGCGUCGACCUCAGGGCAGGCGUACCCAUCACCGCCUGGGUGGAGUACCGCGCCCCACGCCGCCGCCUCAGCGUGUGGCUCUCGUACUCGUCGUUCCGCCGCCCAGAGAAGCCCGCGCUCUCUGCUGAUGCCGACCUCUCCGGACUCCUGCGCACAUACAUGUACGCCGGCUUCUCGGCGUCCAAUGGCAAUGGCGCGGCGCUUCAUGUCAUUGAACGCUGGACUUUCCGCACCUUCGGCUUUGCCAACUCAUCCCGCGCGUCGCCACCAUCUGAGCCCCCAGCACAGCCCAACAAGGCACUGCUGCCGCCCAACAAACCACUGCUGCUUACAGGAAGCCACCAGCACCACCACCUAAUCUACAAGGUGCUCGGUGGAGUCCUUGGAGGCAUGGUCUUGCUUGUAUUUGCCAUCAUCGCCUCUGUUGUCUGGCUUUCCAGGCCAGCUCGUCGCCCAACUGAAGAGCGUACAGUGCCGCCGAGCGAGGACAAGCCUUAUGGGACGAUGUCUAUGGAGGUGGUACGGGCAGCAACAAAGAGCUUCGACAGUGGCAAUGUGAUUGGCAUCGGUGGCUCUGGGAUUCCCUACCUGCUCACAAACGAAAGGGCUUUGACAGUCUCUUCACGCUUCACCUGGCAUAUUGGAAUGAAAAGCGAGUCUUCUGGAGUGGAUGGUCACAGCUCAGUAAGGACUCGCCAUCAGGCAAGAUGCCAGGCUCUGGGUACAGGCAGGCGCAAGGGAUCUUGA